ACACACACACACACACACACACACACAGUGGAUGCAGUAUAAAAGUAGCUGCAGAGUGUUUCUGUGUUUCUGCUGGACGACGACUCGACACACUGACCAGGAAGUCUGAACUCACCUGCCGAACAUCACUGACCUCUGACCCCUGAAGGAGCCAUGAGCCACCAUCAGAGCUCUCCGGGUCCCGGUGACGCCUUCAGUCUGUCUGCAUCUGUGUCGGCUCCUCCUCCACUGUGCCACAGUGAUGAAGAAGAAGAGGAGGACCUGAACAAGGCUUUUGAUGUUCAGGGUUUUCAGCAGAUCCUUUGUCCUCAGACUCGGAGCCCACCGGAGAAACACAGAGUCUACGAUGAGCAAGACUAUGAAGAUCAUCGUCACUUUUCUCUCCACGUCCAUCAUCCUCUAUCCAAACCAGCAGCCGACAGCAAGAGGAAGAGGAUCAAUGAGGGGAAGAAGGAGGGGAGGCGAGGCUCCGCCCCGAACACAGCAGCUACCAUAGAAGAAGAUCAUGAAGAAGACGAGGGUGAGGAAGAGUCCCACAGCCAUAAUGAUGAAGAGGAGGGACGAACCACCAUGCCCACCAGUGACCCACCCAACAUCCCAACCAAUCACAACGGCCUCUCACCUGGCGGCGUCAAGAGAAGCGAUGACGACGCUGAUGAAGCUGAGGUGUUGAUGUCUGUUGACCUCGACGGCAUCAAGAGUCACCGAUUGGAUGAUGUUCCAGCAGUUCGCCGUCACCUGGUGAGGCGGAGCUCCAGAGGGCCGGUCGUCCACGUCCCCAAAGACCAGAUCAGCAGCCGGACGCUGUCACACCUCCAGCACCUGCGACCAGACCGCACACCUCAUGAGGUGUUUGUGGAGCUGAACGAGCUGGUGAUCGACAGGAACCAGGAGCUGCAGUGGAGGGAGACGGCUCGAUGGAUCAAGUUUGAGGAGGAGGUGGAGGAGGAGACAGAGCGCUGGGGGAGACCCCACGUCCCCUCGCUGUCCUUCCGCUCCCUGCUGGAGCUACGAAAAACCAUCUCCCACGGGGCGGUGCUUCUGGAUCUGAAGCAGAGGACUCUGCCAGGGAUCGCCCAGCAGGUGGUGGAGCAGAUGGUGAUCUCAGAUCAGAUCAAAGCUGAAGACAGAGCCAACGUCCUCCGAGCUCUGCUGCUCAGACACAGUCACCCCAGCGAUGAGAAAGAUCACAGCUCUUUCAGCAAGACCAUCUCUGCAGCCAACAUGGCCACCCUAAUGGAAAGACACUAUGGCCAAUCAGAGCCCUCCGUCAAUGCGACGAAUCACAGAGAGGCUGAAGGAGAGAAGAACAAGAAAGAAGCUCCACCCCUUGGUCUCUCCAGAUCCAAACAUGAGGUGAAGCUGAUGGAGAAGAUCCCAGAGCGAGCCGAGGCCACUGUGGUCCUUGUGGGCAGCGUGGGCUUCUUGGAGCAGCCUUCUAUGGCAUUUGUGCGGCUUCAGGAGGCGGUCCUGCUGGAGUCUGUCCUAGAGGUUCCUGUCCCUGUGAGGUUCCUCUUCCUCCUGCUGGGCCCACCCACAGCCAACAUGGACUACCACCAGAUUGGACGCUCGAUCUCUACGCUUAUGUCAGACAAGAACUUUCAUGAGGCAGCAUACCAGGCUGAUGACCGCCAGGACCUGCUGGCAGCCAUCAAUCGUUUCUUAGACUGUAGCGUCGUCCUCCCUCCCUCAGAGGUUGGCGAUGAUGAGUUGCUCCACUCAGUUGCUCGCUUUCAACGAGAUAUGCUUCGAAAGAGGGAGGAGGAGCAGAGCAGCAAACUGCAGGAGAAACAGACCAGUAUUCAGCAGGAUGAAGAUUCCCUCGUUCCCUCCAAACCCAGUGAGGACUCCUUGAGGCGUUCAGGCCGUCUGUUCGGCGGUCUGAUCAAAGAUGUGACUCGACGCUACCCUCAGUACCUCAGUGACCUUCGAGACGCUCUGAACCCUCAGUGCAUGGCUGCCAUCAUCUUCAUCUACUUUGCUGCGCUGUCCCCCGCCAUCACCUUUGGUGGACUCCUGGGUGAGAAAACAGAGGGUUUGAUUGGUGUGUCGGAGCUGAUAGUCGCCACGGCGCUGCAGGGCAUCGUGUUCAGUGUGCUGAGCGCUCAGCCUCUGCUGGUGAUUGGCUUCUCUGGACCACUGCUGGUGUUUGAAGAGGCUUUCUACACUUUCUGCAGAGUCAACGGGAUCGAGUAUCUGACGGGCCGGGUGUGGAUUGGUUUCUGGCUGGUGCUGAUCGUUGUCCUCACUGUGGCCUUCGAGGGAAGCAUCCUGGUUCGUUUCGUGUCCCGUUUCACUCAGGAGAUCUUCUCCUUCCUCAUCUCCCUCAUCUUCAUCUACGAGACCUUCGCCAAACUGAUCAAGAUCUUUCAGGAGCAUCCCCUCCAAAACUGUUACCGUGGAAACAACACCGUAUCUCCAUCUACGUGUAACUACACCGUAACCACUGCGAAUCCUGGCAAGGUUGUUGGAGAACCCAACACGGCCCUGCUUUCAUUUGUGCUGAUGGCAGGAACGUAUUUCAUCGCCUUUUACCUGCGCAAGUUCAAGAACAGCUCCUUCUUCCCCGGCAGGCUCCGUCGGAUCAUUGGAGACUUCGGGGUCCCCAUUGCGAUUCUCAUCAUGGUGCUGGUGGACUACAGUGUGGAGGAUACCUACACCCAGAAACUGAGCGUGCCCAGUGGAUUCUCAGUGUCCACUCCAGAGAAGCGUGGUUGGCUGAUUUCUCCUCUGGGGUCAGAUGGACAGUUUCCUGUUUGGAUGAUGGCUGCCAGCAUCCUGCCGGCCAUCCUCGUCUUCAUCCUCAUCUUCAUGGAGUCCCAGAUCACAGCGCUGAUUGUCAGUAAGAAGGAGAGGAUGCUGGUGAAGGGAACUGGUUUUCACCUGGACCUACUCAUCAUCGUGGUUGUGGGUGGAGUCUCAGCACUGUUUGGUCUGCCCUGGUUAUCAGCCGCCACGGUUCGCUCUGUCACCCACACCAACGCCCUCACUGUCAUGAGCAAAGCCGUCGCCCCUGGAGACAAGCCCCGCAUCCAGGAGGUGAAGGAGCAGCGGGUCACAGGCUUCCUGGUGGCUGUUUUAGUCGGUCUGUCAAUUGUGAUCGGGGAAGUUCUGCGUCAGAUUCCUCUGGCGGUGCUGUUUGGGAUCUUCCUCUACAUGGGUGUGAUGUCACUGAAUGGGAUCCAGCUGACAGAGCGACUCAUCCUGCUGCUGAUGCCCCCAAAGUACCACCCUGACCAGAGCUACGUCCGGAAGGUGCGGACAUUAAGGAUGCACCUGUACACUCUCGUCCAGCUGACCUGUUUGUCUGUCCUGUGGGUCGUCAUGGCGACGGCAGCAGCGCUGGCGUUCCCCUUCAUGCUGCUGCUGACCAUCCCAGUGAGGAUGCUGCUGCUGCCCCGCCUCUUCAGCCGGAGAGAGCUGCAGAGUCUGGAUGCUGAUGAUGCAGAGCCUCACCUGGAGGAGAAGGAGGGGCAGGACGAGUACUCACAGCUGCAGAUGCCCGUGUGACCCGGCAGCAGCCUCCUGAUUGGCUGAUCCACCUGCUUCAUUAACAUAUGUGACAUGUAGUCUGUAGCAGCACGGGUGGUGGACGAACACGCUUCUGAAAUCAUGUUUUUAUAAAUCUGAUUUUGUAUUUUCUGUUUUGGGGAGCAGGUUUGUCUCUUGUAUCCAUCUGUAGCACACAUUAUUUUUAAAGACCACACUAACUGUCCUCUGUGUUCCUGUGUGUCUGCAUCUCAUUAAA
Molecule: messenger RNA, 3748 nt
Organism: Acanthopagrus latus (yellowfin seabream)
Lineage: Eukaryota; Metazoa; Chordata; Actinopteri; Spariformes; Sparidae
Gene: slc4a2a
Product: solute carrier family 4 member 2a
Exons: 22
Coding region: 154-3510 (1118 amino acids)
Biological process (GO): transmembrane transport; monoatomic anion transport; regulation of intracellular pH
Cellular component (GO): apical plasma membrane; basolateral plasma membrane; plasma membrane
Molecular function (GO): monoatomic anion transmembrane transporter activity; solute:inorganic anion antiporter activity
Source: RefSeq, a predicted model, not a curated record